Owenia fusiformis is the source of this 2609-nucleotide messenger RNA. NCBI's taxonomy places the organism in Eukaryota, Metazoa, Annelida, Polychaeta, Sabellida, Oweniidae. The record is from the annotation of a GenBank genome assembly.
GAUCGCUGCCAUAUUGAAAGAGGAGGAAAAGUAGAAAUAUAUAUAAUAUUUUGUCAAUAAAUCUAUAAUUACGACACAAUGGAUGGGCUUAUGUUUAAUAUAGAUGCUGGGUAUCUAGAAGGACUUGUCAGAGGAUUCAAAGGAGGCAUUUUGAAGCAAGCAGACUACCUGAACUUAGUACAAUGUGAAACUUUAGAUGACUUAAAGCUUCACCUACAGAGCACAGACUAUGGCAACUUCCUCGCAAAUGAACCAAGCCCCCUGACUGUCUCUACCAUAGAUGAUAAUUUAAAAGAGAAAAUGGUAGUAGAGUUCCAGCAUAUUAGAAACCAGGCCCUUGAGCCACUGUCAACAUUCCUUGAUUAUGUCACGUACAGCUACAUGAUAGACAACAUCAUUUUACUAAUCACAGGGACUCUUCACCAACGUUCCAUCUCAGAGCUGAUCCCCAAGUGCCACCCUCUUGGCAGCUUUGAACAAAUGGAGGCCAUCCACAUUGCAUCCACCCCAGCUGAACUCUACAAUGCAGUGUUAGUGGACACACCAUUAGCCCCAUACUUCAUCGAUUGUAUUUCUGAGCAGGACUUGGAUGAGAUGAACAUUGAAAUCAUCAGGAACACAUUGUACAAGGCUUACCUUGAAGACUUCUAUAAGUUCUGCAAGGAGCUGGGUGGAGCUACAGCUGAGGUGAUGUGUGAGGCACUCGCUUUUGAAGCAGACAGGAGGGCAUUCAUCAUAACUAUUAACUCAUUUGGCACAGAGCUGACCAAAGAUGAUCGUGCAAAGUUAUAUCCCCGAUGUGGCCAACUCUACCCUGAUGGUCUUGCUGUACUUGCCAGGGCAGAUGACCAGGAUCAGGUUCGCAGUGUAGCAGACUACUAUGAAUACAAGUCAUUGUUUGAGGGGGCUGGUACCAAUCCUGGAGAGAAAACUUUGGAAGACAAAUUCUUUGAACAUGAGGUGAAGCUAAUGGUAAAUGCCUUCAUGCAACAGUUCCAUUUUGGCGUCUUCUACGCUUACGUAAAACUCAAGGAACAAGAAAACCGCAACAUCAUCUGGAUUGGAGAAUGUGUCGCCCAACGUCACAGAGCAAAGAUCGACAGUUACAUCCCUAUAUUGUAAACUAGAGACAUCUAUAGGCAAUACAAUUGUAGAGAUGUGAUUUUAAUUAUCAGGCAAUGUGCUGCUGCUAAUAUUCAGAGGGAGUUAUAAAUGUGUCUAACUAUAGAUGUCUUCCUCUCAAAACUCCCAUUCCAGCCAAAACAUAGGACUUCAGUAUCAAUUUAAUUAGAUAGUAGUCUUUGGGUAUUGGUAACAGCACAUUAGAAUUUAUUUAAAGUGAAUGUUGACUGUUAGAGGCUGAUAGCUGCCUUGUUAAGUGCAAUAUAUAGUAUUAUACCUUAAUGAAUAUAACAUGUAUGAGACACAAUACAACGAACAAACAUGGGAGUCAUGUAGUGUCUCUUAGGAGAUAAAUUGAGUUAGCUUUGUUAAAAAGAGGUGAAUUAUAACUGAGAUAGAAUCAUGCAGUUCUUGUCAGCUUUUGAGUUCCUUGCAUCACUGUUAAUUGAAUGGUUAUGAUACAAGUCCAUUAGUACUCACCUAGGAUAUCAACAAAAUGAAAUGUUAAAAGCUGCUUUAAACAUUUGUUUUCACUUUUUUUCACCAUGAUCUGUCAUGAUUUCCGCUUUGAGGUAAAUAUUUUUAUUUCUAUCAAAAAUGACAUCAUGGAACUUAUUAACACUACUAAAGGAGGAAUAAAAAAAUAUUGUAUACAAUAUUGUAUUUCAAAUUGUGAAACAUUGAUCUGAUGAUUGAUUGUGAUCAAUUUGUAUUAAAACGAGUAUGACUAGCACUGCUUUUAAGAAUCAUAUUCCAGCAAUUGAAAGACAUUCCUUAUCAUUAUGUAAUCUAAUAAAUCUAUCACAAUUGAAAUAUGUAUUUGGCACAUCACUAAUACUGCACUGCUGUUAUGCAGCUAUUAUAUGAAAUAUGCCUUUGUACUAUAAUCUGAUGUAUUGCAUACCUAAAUUACCAUAGCAACAUUGUGUCAAUGACACAACACAGUUGUCAUGGUAAUAACUGAGUGAGCAAUUCAGCCCUUUAUGGCUUGGCUUCAGUUGCUUCUAUUAGUUAUGUAGUACUUCAUGAGGUAAUACUUUUCUUAGGGAUUUCAGAAUAUCAAAAAGUUAUAAAUAUUUAUAAAAAAUAUCCAAUCACUUGUUAAAUAUUAAUCUAUGCAUGCAAUUUUCGUCACAUUUAUGACAAGUUUCACUGACACUUCUAUCAUACUAGCAUAUUGUAUACUUGCUGAUUGUAUACAAGCAUAUUGUAUACAAUACUAUACGUGUACUGUAGACUGUCUACUGGACUGGUAAAUAAAUGAGGGAUUUCCAACAGUUGGAAGUAGCUAUAUUAUUCGUCCAUUUAUUUACAAAGAUCAGGUCUUGAUAAUUCUAUAAAUAUUGUUAUUUAGUGAAAUAUCCAAUAUAGAAAAACAAUGUUGUAAAUUUCUGUUAAUUGUACAUAAUGUUGAUAUUUAGAGACAUAUAUAAAAUGAAUGUAAAAAGGUAUAUAAAUAUAAUUGACAGAAAUGUCAUUGUAACAAA